Oncorhynchus keta (chum salmon) is the source of this 1728-nucleotide messenger RNA. RefSeq names its product tumor necrosis factor ligand superfamily member 14-like. The record is from RefSeq and is a predicted model, not a curated record. Bases 956 to 1711 code for a protein of 251 amino acids. Gene Ontology annotation, molecular function: tumor necrosis factor receptor binding. NCBI's taxonomy places the organism in Eukaryota, Metazoa, Chordata, Actinopteri, Salmoniformes, Salmonidae. Gene Ontology annotation, cellular component: membrane. Gene Ontology annotation, biological process: immune response. The transcript has 5 exons.
AGACGUACACAAGCCUGAGUGCCAGACAGACAGACGGACGGAGAGAAGAAACAAACAAGAGAAGAGAGAGAGGAGAAGAACCACCUGUUUCCCAGUUCUCUGGAACUUGACUUCUCUAUAGGUGAAACAAUGUCUCCAUCAGAGAACUAGAACGUCAUUCUGUUCUAGUUCUGUGUUCUACAGUACAGACACAGGUUGUUUUAGAACCCUGGCAUUUAUUCUAGAAGGUUUGUCAUUAGAAUUCUUACAGUUGACCACAGACAUCUUAUGUGAUUACUAGCUAAAAAAAAACGUUCUGUGCGGAUGAAUCUACAAAUGUUUUGUCUUACAGCCUAUUUGACCAUAUUUUCCUGAGUUAUUUGAUCCCAGUUCUCCUUUGCCAAGAUAGAUCAUUUUCAGGCACGUUGCUCGGAACCCGAACGUAAGGCCCGUUCUAGAUCUGUAGUGGACCUGACCAAUCCGUAUAGGAAGUUGGGAUGAACCGACUGCUGCUGUUGUGACGUCUCCUGUGUUCGACCUCGUCUCAUCGAUCUCUACCGGCUCUCUACUCUUCUUUUCUCCGUGAAGAGAAACCGGCUGCUGUUUCUGGUUGGCUGGUCUGUCGCACUGAGAUUGAGGUGAAGUCACUGCCCUUUUCACUAACCGCCGAGUGUGAGAGAAACUGUGUGGAUUGUUUCACAACUCUCUGGGCUGCUCAGAGACGGAGAGCAUAGAGAAGUCUACUGGGACUGUCAAUCAACACAUCCAUCAAUCAAACAAUAGACAUAUUGAUCUAUCCAGUGACCGACCUACAUUGUUCAGUGUGUCCUCUGUGGACCUCCGUCCAUCCAGACUCGCCCUCUCUCCCACCCCUUCUCUCCCACCCCCUCUCUCCCACCCCCUCUCUCCCAACCCCUCUCUCCCACCCCCUCUCUCCCACCCCUUCUUGCCCGGGGAAAAAGUGAGGUUGAGUGGGAUGGCUGAGGGGCAUGCUGGGCAAUACCCCCAGGUGUUCGUGGUGGACAGCCAGGCGAGCUACACCCCCUUGCCCAGCAGGAGGCACUUUAGGUGGGGAGGGAUCGGCCCGAGAGCCCUUCAGCUCCUGGUGGGUCUUGCGCUGGUCGGGAUCGUCAUGGAGGCCGGCUUCAUCGUGCACUUGUACAACAGGACAGGGGCUAAAACACACUAUCUGUUUCAGAGUGGCUCAGCUCAGGGUCUGACUGGAUCUGAAGAGACCAAUGAGAUUUUAGUCAAGCCUACGAGGUGGAAAUUCCCACCUGAGAUCCAACAGAAACCCUCAGCACACUUGAUAGGCUCCUCCCUGUCAGUGGGUGAGGAUAGUGUUGUUCAGUGGGAAUCAGACAAGGGCCUGUCUGCCUUCACAGAUCAGAUGGACUACAAAGAUGGCCGCCUGGUAGCACAGAGGAAAGGGCACUACUAUGUCUACUCCAAAGUGCACUUCGUUGAAGACUGCUUUCUGUUCAAACACAAGGUGAUGAGGAUCACCGAGGGUUACAAAAACAAACCACUUGUGUUGAUGAAAGCUAACAGGUUCCAUUGUCCUUCCCAGGAUUCCAGACCGAAAAAGAUUUCUCAUCAGAAUCUUCUGAACAGCUACCUGGGCGGAGUCUUUCGUCUGUUGCCUGGAGACAUCAUCUACGUAACCGUGGACAACGGGACGCUGCUGAGACUUGGAGCUGAAGAUAAUUUCAUGGGGGCAUUCAUGAUUUAAGAGACACACACACACAC